AUGGCUCUUUAUGAGGCCUUAUAUGGGAGACCAUGCAAAUCACCCUUGUGUUGGUCAGAACCAGAUGAGCAUGUCACUAUUGGACCUCAAAUUAUCGCUGGUACCAUUGAGAAGAUCAAGGACAUCAAAGAGAGACUUAAGGUUGUUCAAAGUCAUCAGAAAAGUCAUGCUGAUUUCCACCGACGAGAAGUUGAGUUUGAGGUUGGUGACUAUGUCUUCUUGAAAGUUACUCAUAUGCGUGGUGUGACGAGAUUUGGAGUUAAGGGUAAGCUAGCCCUGAGGUAUAUUGGAUCUUUCGAGGUCAUCGGGAGGGUUGGGGAUGUCGUUUAUCAAUUGAACUUACCAGCGCAGUUAGGGCAUGUUCACAAUGUGUUCCAUGUGUCGAUGGUGAGGAAGUAUACUCCAUACCCAUCACACAUCAUUGAGUAUGAGGAUGUCCCUCUUCAAAAGGACAUGACAUAUGAAGAACAACUUAUCAUAAUCCUGGCAAGAGAGUAA
Humulus lupulus (European hop) is the source of this 498-nucleotide messenger RNA. RefSeq lists its product as uncharacterized. The transcript has a single exon. NCBI's taxonomy places the organism in Eukaryota, Viridiplantae, Streptophyta, Magnoliopsida, Rosales, Cannabaceae. Bases 1 to 498 code for a protein of 165 amino acids. The record is from RefSeq and is a predicted model, not a curated record.